AUGGUAAAAUUGUCUGUAAAACCGGUAGAUGUCUUUGGUUUCCCAACGACAGCGCUGGGUGAGAGACUUCCUCCACAACGUACCUGGCUUGAGUGGGUUUUUAUGCCAAGACACAAACCACUUUUUCACCAUUUUAUGGCAAACGUAAGGGCCGGCUUGACAGUCUCCCUUGUGAAUGUGCCGUUAAGCAUUGCACUAGCUAUUGGUAGUGGUGCUACUCCUGAACAGGGUAUUGUGAGUUGUGUUUGGGCUGGUGCGGUGGCUGCCGUUUUGGGAUCUUCACAUUUCAAUGUUAUUGGUCCAACAGGUGCGCUUAGCGGAUUGCUGGCAUCUAUGGUUGCCUCCUACGGUGUUCCAGUGCUGGCUCCAUUAGCAUUACAGGCAGGAUUGUGGAUAUUUCUUUUUCUGCUUUUCCGUAUAAAUCAUCUUUUACGUUUUGUCAGCUCUGGUGUGGCCCACGGUUUUGGUUGCGGUGUGGCGAUUGUAAUUGCUGUUGGGCAGAUUCCUUCAGCGUUAGGUCUUCAAGGGGUACAACCUAAAGAGAAGUUAUUGGAAAAAUUAAUGGAGGAUUAUAGACGUAUAGACACUCUCAGCAUUCCAGACACACUGCUUUUUCUUGUGACUAUAAUUCCACUUCUUGUCUUGUCCAAGCGAUAUAAUAAGAUUCCGUGGCAAAUUGUAUUUACAUUAUUUGGUGUACUUGUGGCCCACUUGUUACCAAAAGGAUCUCUUGUUCUUCUGAGUAUGAAAUAUCCUAAUUUAUCGCUCAAUUUUUUUUCCUUUGUUUCAUUGGAUGAGUUGAUAGACUCAAAAUGGUUUGAUCCUACCAUUAUUCUCUAUGGAUUCGGUAUUGCUACGGUUGGACUGAUGGAGACUUUAAUAAGUUCACUUAUUGCGAAUAAUCACGUAGAAGAUAAGUCUUAUCUUAACUAUUCAAGUACUCGAGAUACCUUUGGAUUGGCAAUGGCAAAUGUUGUUAGUGCUUUUGUGGGUGGUAUUCCCUCUACGGCCGCUUUGGCUCGAACUGCAUUAAUGGUACACUCUGGUGCUUUCUCUCGUUUAUCUGGUAUUUUAUCAUGUGUUGCAGUAGCACUACUCUGUAGUCUACUGUUGCCUCUUUUCAGAGAACUACCAAUGGCAACUGUUGCAGCUAUUUUAAUGGUAGUUGCAUAUAAAUUAGUGGAUUUUCACGAUCUACGCGUUUUACAUAUUAUUGAUACGGCUAAUCUUUAUUCUACUAUAAUUACAUGUGCUGCCUGUAUACUAACAGAUACGUUUAUAGGUUUAAUGGUUGGUAUAUUUUUCAGUGUAUUGCUGAACUACAGUGAUGCGGCAGAUGAUGCUGUAUUGUUUGAAGAGGAGGAUGAGACCUAUGCAUCUCCACGAGCACCAGAACCAACUAUAUUCCGUGUACUUCUUGUACAACCGCAGGAAUCUAUUCUUUUUAUCAACGCUGAAAAAGUAAAGGCUACUAUAUUUGAGAAAAGCAUUGCAUUUCGUGAAUCCAUGCCACCUGGAACCAGAAAACGUCUUGUGCUUGACAUGUCGCACGUCACACGCGUUGACUUUGAUGGAACUAAAACUCUUGGCGCAAUUAUCAGCGCUCAUCGUGAGAAACGGUGGGCUGUUGAUGUGAUUAACUGUCAGCAUCUGCGUAACAGCCUUGUUCUCUGCACACCAUAUCAAGAUCUUCAGAAACUUGAGUAUAGGGAAUUGUAUUGA
Trypanosoma theileri is the source of this 1722-nucleotide messenger RNA. Its product is annotated as Sulfate transporter. Lineage: Eukaryota; Euglenozoa; Kinetoplastea; Trypanosomatida; Trypanosomatidae. The transcript has a single exon. Gene Ontology annotation, biological process: transmembrane transport. Gene Ontology annotation, cellular component: membrane. Bases 1 to 1722 code for a protein of 573 amino acids. The record is from RefSeq and is a predicted model, not a curated record.